AAAACAAUCGAACAAAUUCCCAGUUGACAAAUUCUCAAAUGUCAACCAUCCCCAGCUGUUCCUGCAAUGUGCAAACUGGGGCCGUAAUCACUCAGAUCUAGGCCCCUAAAUACUCAGCCGUCUCUCACGACCACCCCCACUUCACACCACCCCGAAUCGGCGUUAUGGCGAACGGCUCGACCCGGCGAAUCCUAGUCGAGACGAAAAACCUAUCCAAGGACCCGCCCCCGGGCAUCAGCGCCACCCCCGACGACAGCAACUGCCGCUACUUCCACAUCGUGAUGGCCGGGCCCCAGGGCUCGCCCUACGAAGGCGGACUGUUUCGGCUGGAGCUCUUCCUCCCUGAGAACUACCCUCUGUCGCCGCCGAACGUGCGCUUCCUGACCAAGAUCUAUCACCCCAACAUCGACAAGCUGGGGAGGAUUUGUCUGGAUAUUUUGAAGGACCAGUGGUCCCCGGCGCUUCAGAUAAGGACUGUUUUGUUGUCGAUACAGGCGCUGUUGAGCAGUCCCAACCCGGAUGACCCCCUGGCCAACGACGUGGCGUACACGUGGAAGACUAGGACGAGUGAGGCGAUUAUUCGGGCGAAGGACUGGACGAGGAUUUAUGCCAUGGAGUAGUUGUGUAUGUGUUUUGUUAUUGAAUUAAACGUGGUUGAAGCAA
This is a messenger RNA of Zophobas morio, 663 nucleotides long. Its product is annotated as ubiquitin-conjugating enzyme E2 N-like. Lineage: Eukaryota; Metazoa; Arthropoda; Insecta; Coleoptera; Tenebrionidae. Bases 165 to 620 code for a protein of 151 amino acids. The record is from RefSeq and is a predicted model, not a curated record. The transcript has 2 exons.